This is a messenger RNA of Salmo salar (Atlantic salmon), 834 nucleotides long. Its product is annotated as transcobalamin-1. Gene Ontology annotation, molecular function: cobalamin binding. Lineage: Eukaryota; Metazoa; Chordata; Actinopteri; Salmoniformes; Salmonidae. Gene Ontology annotation, biological process: cobalamin transport. The record is from RefSeq and is a predicted model, not a curated record.
AGAGAAAUGAAUGAAAAUUACAAGGAAAGAAAUCCGAUUAUUUUCAGUCCAGCCAGCAUGUUACCUAGAUAAAGAAUAUGCACUCACUAAAGGAGUGGUUACAAGUUUUAAUAUAAAAAGGAGUGAGUGCAGCACUGUACACUUCCAACUGAAUACAUGAUGAGUAUGAUCAUGGCAUCUUUUCUAUCUGCAGCUCUGCUGUUGCUGGUUUCUGGGAUCCUGACUGAAAAGGAAUUUGGAUCAAAACCCAUCAAUUUGACGAUAGUCAACAGCAUCGCCAAAGCAGCCAAUGAGACCUACAGUGCUGACAUUGUGUUCAGAGGGAUCCUACUCGGUGCCAUGAAGAGACUGCAGCAGAACAAUACAGACUUCAAGUUUACCUAUAAAGAGGACCUCAACUAUGGUCCCUUCCUGGAGAGUGUGAAUGGUGUAGCCGGGGACAAUGCUGAGCACACUUAUUGGGAGCUCCUUGUUCAGACUGGGAAGAAUGGAUCCGUGAUCAGACCUGACGUGGGUAUUGGCUGUUACAUCCCAGAACAAAAUGACCACAUCAUCCUGAAUUUUACAAAAUGGUGAACAUUCAGAAGUGCCUUACUGAUACUGGUUCAUGAUUUGAAAAAGUGCUGUUGUGCAAUUUAUUACAUGUGUCAUAACAGGAAAAAAGUAAGGUAGUAAUGGCCAAUCUUAAGACUGUUUAGAAUGAAAAAUAGAGUUUCAUCAUGAUACUGUUAUAUACUCAAACUACUGUAAAAUAACAUUCCAUUUGUAAUUACUGUGUAAAGGGUUAAUAAAGUACAAGUAGCUAUGGAGUACCACUUGUGCGGGGAAACAAAA